AUGGGCAAGAAUAACAAACGAAAGAACCGAAAACGAAAACCACAAACAAACAAGCCAGAUACGAAUUUUGUUACAGAAGCGGGACCGGGAUGUUAUAUAGCUCGCCGAGACCAUUCUCCCUCAUGGCUGAUUGAAUGGGAGGACGUCGAUCCUUCUGAAUUUGAGGGCGACGAAGUUCCUGAUGUUGCUGUGGACACGGAAGAAAGGACAUUGUCACUUUGUAAUAUUCGCGACUUAACUCAGAUUGCAUACAUCACAGUUUAUGAGACAGCCGUAUUGGACGCAAAGGGAAAGGAUCUUCCAAUGGGAUACACCAGAGACAACACUGGAAAGGAACACAAAUGUGUGACAUUUAUUGUUCUAUGCCCGCCACGAGUGUUUUGUCACCUCUGUUACCUGGACGUUCCCUUGGAUCAAGAUAUUACAUCAAUACGAAUAGAAAGUGACGUGAGGGAUUGGAAUCAACAUCCAGAUCCCGCUGACGAACAUCCGCAACGAAUAGGUUUCCCACUGGAAGGCGGCCCUUUUCUAUGCACACAAGGCGAAAAUGGAACCUUGACUCAUUUCUUUUCCGGCAAUUUGCAUGCAAUUGACUUUCGAUGUAAUGUAGGAACGCCACUGCUUGCUGCAGCGGAUGGAGUAGUAAUGGAGGCAAAUGACAACAACACAUUAACAGGAGUGGCAGUUUCGAACCUCUUUUCAUGGAAUAGCAUCAUGAUAAAGGUUGAUCAUGAAGAAGGAGGAGGAGAAGCAAAUGACCCAUUAUAUAUAGAAUACGUUCACAUACAAAAGGCAAAUUUAAAGAAGGGGGAUAGGGUGACUCGAGGUCAAGUUAUUGGGGCAAGUGGCAGUGUCGGAUUCUCACCAGAACCACACUUGCACUUUUCUGCCUUUCGCAGCUCGGAUCCAAUAGCACCUACGGUGCGAGUAAAAUUCCAAGGCACUAGAGAAAAUGUUGACUUUUUACCGAAGGCAGGGAAAAAACGACCAACCCCACACCAUCUGUCACAAUCCGCAAACCGGACAACAAACGACAAGAAGAUGACCAAGUACGAAGACUACGACUGGGAAGAGCUGCCAGCUGAUAUUCAAGAAGCUGCCAAGUUGUUGGGCUACAACCAGGAGCUCUGGGACAAUGAUGACGAGCCCGAUGAGUGUGAUGAAUGGUGGAAGGACCUUUCCUCGGCCCAACAAGAUGCCGCCACCAAGCUCGGAUAUACCGAAGAUAGCUGGAACAGCAGCUAA
Messenger RNA from Cylindrotheca closterium, 1245 nucleotides. NCBI's taxonomy places the organism in Eukaryota, Bacillariophyta, Bacillariophyceae, Bacillariales, Bacillariaceae. The record is from the annotation of a GenBank genome assembly.